Bombina bombina (fire-bellied toad) is the source of this 4075-nucleotide messenger RNA. RefSeq names its product hyaluronan and proteoglycan link protein 1 (gene HAPLN1). Gene Ontology annotation, molecular function: hyaluronic acid binding. Lineage: Eukaryota; Metazoa; Chordata; Amphibia; Anura; Bombinatoridae. Gene Ontology annotation, biological process: cell adhesion. The transcript is spliced from 5 exons. The record is from RefSeq and is a predicted model, not a curated record. Bases 207 to 1262 code for a protein of 351 amino acids.
GAGCUCUGCCUGAAGAAACUGAAUGCUGGGCUGUAAUUAACACAUUUAGGAGGCGUACUUAGCCUAUGACGUAUUAGUUUCCCUUUCUGCUGGAUGAGAAAGUGGCUCCUUUGCCCAAGCUCAAGACCUCUACCAUCCAGACAGCCUCAUAGAAAUCAUCAGGCCAUAGGCACUGCAAGUGAAGAAGAUACAUUUGGUUUUCGAAAAUGAAGAGCCUACUUUUUUUGGUGCUAAUAUCUUUCUGCCGUGCAGAACAUCAUGCUGGCAAUUCCACUCUGAAACAUGACAGGAUUAUUCACAAUCACGAAAAUGGACCAUCUUUAUAUGUGGAGGCAGAACAAACAAAAGUUAUUUCACACCGUGGUGGCAAUGCGACACUGCCUUGCAAAAUUCUUCAUGACCCAUCACCUGCUGUCUCAGCACCUCAUAAAAUCCGAAUUAAGUGGACCAAAUUAACCUCAGAUUACCUCAAAGAAGUGGAUGUCUUUGUUUCCAUGGGACACCACAAGAGAAGUUAUGGCAGCUACCAGGGCAGGGUUUACCUACAGGGAGCAAGUGAAAAUGAUGCUUCUCUGGUAAUCACUGACAUAACACUGGAAGACUAUGGCAGAUAUAAAUGUGAAGUUAUUGAAGGACUUGAGGAUGAUACUGCUAUUAUAUCGCUGGAUUUACAAGGUGUGGUUUAUCCAUUCUUUCCACGACUGGGCAGAUACAACCUGAACUUUCAUGAAGCCCAGCAGGCAUGUCAAGAUCAGGAUUCCAUUAUUGCCUCAUUUGAUCAACUAUAUGAUGCAUGGAGGUCGGGCUUGGACUGGUGUAAUGCAGGCUGGCUUAACGAUGGAUCUGUGCAAUACCCUAUAACAACCCCCAGAGAACCUUGUGGAGGCAGAAACACUGUUCCUGGAGUCCGGAAUUAUGGAUACAGAGACAAAGAUAAAGGCAGAUAUGAUGUCUUCUGUUUCACGUCAAACUUUAAAGGACGUUUCUACUACCUAAUACACCCAACCAAAUUGACAUAUGAUGAAGCGGUGCAGGCUUGCAUCAACGAUGGAGCUCAGAUUGCCAAAGUCGGCCAGAUGUAUGCUGCAUGGAAACUUCUUAGCUAUGAUCGAUGUGAUGGUGGGUGGUUAGCUGAUGGAAGUGUCAGAUAUCCAAUAUCGAAACCAAGAAGAAGAUGCAGUCCUAAUGAGGCAGCCAUCCGCUUUGUAGGCUUCCCAGACAAAAAACACAAGCUAUUCGGUGUUUACUGUUAUAAAGCAUAGAACUGCAACUGCCUAAAAGCACAACAGUAUUAAAAACCAUUAAGAACAUGUGAAAAUUGUAUUUUCAAUAUGAACUCAUGCAAGCUAAAAACUGUGAUAAACCUUUUUAAUUACUGUACAAAUAAUUAUAAAAACAUGUAAUUCUUGUUUAUUGUCUUUUUAAAUUUUCUUUAUAGACCAGCUUUCAUUAGAUAAUAAACAAAAAUUUCAUUUUUUUUUUAAAAAAAAGCUCUAAUUAAAAAAAUAAUAAUUAUACAAUCAUACCAAAUAUAUCCAGUAGUUUAAUGAAUAGGGCAUGCCAUAGCUUAAUGAUUGCUAAUUUUCAAAAGAGGAAUGUAGUUACUCAAAUAGAAGCGUAUAAAGCACAUUUUUUUAUAGUUUAUAUACUGAUAUUUUAAAAUGCACUACCAGGAAAAACAGAUCAGCAGGUUUGAAUUAUGUCCUACUGGUGUUUAAUGUAUUGUUUUGGAAGGAACACCUAGCUUAGAAAGCUUGCAUUUUCACUGUAUUUGCUUUAAAAAUGGCUUGGUUUAUAAACUAUUAUUUGAAAGGAGAAAAAAAAAAAGAUUAACCCAGUCACGUAAUAAUCACAACAAGAAUUGUGUCACCAUUUAAACUGUAUUUUUAUUAUGUAUGAAACAUUGAUGAAUGUUUUAAUUAUUAACAAAUGAACCCUCCUUCCUUUUAACUUGCUAUUAAUGAAGCCUGAGAAGUGUUGUAUUACAGAUACCUUUGAGUAGCAUUACUGGGUUAUUUAACCCCUCUGCUGCCAGAGUGCUGUAGAGACAUUGCACAGCAGUGUACUUUAACUGCCGAAGCUUUUUGAUGAGACACAGGAUCUACUCAGGGCAGUUGUUUAGGUGAACUGCUGGACAGAAAAAAAAACAAAUAAAAUAUAUCAAAUGUAUUAUAUGUUAGCCUUUAAAAUGUUAUUGACUUUAUAAAUAACUAUUUAAUAUUUCACUCCUAUUUACAAAUAAAAUUAUAAUUGGAAAACCAUAUUGAAAUAGUGUUAUAGUUAUAUAAUAUGUAAUCACAAUUAUCAAGCUAUUUGUUUCUGUUAGAAUUUUUCAUAUAUAAAACCAUUAUUUAUAUGGUAGGAUAUGUCUACUAAAUGUUGGUCAUUAUUAUAGUUAAAAAUGACGUUGUGUGUUGAUUCAUUUUACAACACAACAAAUUGAUUUAUAUUUUAACAAUGCACAAGAAAAUUGGUGAAUGUAUUUGCUUAGAGAAAUGAUUUGCUGUUUUUUUAAACAGAUUAUCCCUUUUAAAAAGUAGCGUUAUUUAUAGUAAAAUGUUAGUCUACUUUUCCAUUGUUUACAUUAUCUAUCAACUACAUGUUUUUUCAGUAAAUAUAACUGUGUGGUAUAUCAUAAAUAUAUGUCUCAUGCAACUAAAGGUCACACAGAUAAUUUAAAAUGUGUUAUGGUCACCUAUAGGACAAAGUAAACUUUGGAAAUACCAUAUAAUUUAUAUGUUACAUAUUCUGCCAGUGUGCUUUAAAAUAUUAUAGUACAGAUGUUCACACUGUCCUAUAUGAGGACAUGAUAUGUAUAGAACCACAGUAAAAAAAAGUUAACUAUUAUAAGCAUGUAGAAAAGAAACUUGACUAUUCUAUGUUAAUUAAAUAAUUUUUUUAACGACAAGCACAUACAACAAAAAGAUGCCAUUCAAAGUAUUACUUUAUUAUUUAAAUAAAAAAUAAAAUUAAAAAAAAAUCCCUCUGAUUGAAUAGUUCAGCUCAUUUUAGAAUUUCACACUCUUCUAAAUGUAUGCAGGUACUGUAAUUUAUACUAUCAUAGUUUUAUUAUGAAAAUGUCCCCUGGAUUUUAUAUUUGUAGAAAAUGUAGGCCAUUCUUUACUAAGCUGUUUUACAUCAUGUGCGCAGACCAGUCAAAGGUUCCAUAUGUAUUCCACAAGUCCUCAAAAUCGCCCAUGGUUCUUGUAAUCCUCUUUAUGUGGGGGAGAUGUUGAUAAGAGUAUUUUAUUGGGUAAAAUAGAGGCCUUGUGUUUUCUGGAGAUAAAAACUUGACAUUUGUUCCUGUUUAAGCCUAGAGGGCUGCCAGAUAGUUUCUGUUGAGAUAAACAUAGUGGCAUUAAAAAGUGAUAAGCUAUGAACAUGUAUAAGCAUUUGUGAUCUCUGAUUUGCCUUUUAAUUUGUUUGCAUAUAUAUUUUAACCUCUUAAAUUUAAUGUAAGAUUUUAUCAUGAAGCUUUAAAGGAGAAAUUUUACCCCUUUACUAAAAUUAACAGACAGAUUAUUUAAAUCCAUCUGAACUGUUAACUUUAAUUGAAAAGAUUUUGUGUUCUGAGAAAAAAAAAUAAUCAAAUUUUACCAGCCAAGAAUCCAGCUGUAGCAGAUCAUUCUACUACCUUCACAAUUCCACCGAAAAUGUUUGUGUUACCAUUUCAUUAACAAGAUUUGACUGUCCAUUUUAACAUUUGUGCAAAUAGUCAAUUCUGAUUUGCAGGAGCAAUGUAAAGUUCUGAAUUACAGCUUGAUUUCACAACCACAAAAUAUGGAAUGUAACCCCUUUGGUGAUAAAGAGGGAUCAAAUUAGUUUAUCAGAAAAUUCAAGGAAAAAAGUUUUUUUUAAAUAUAAUAUCCUUUUCAGUUACAAAAAUAUUUCAACACUUUAGGAAAACAGAAAUUAACAGGUACAAUUAAAAGAGCUUUAAAAUAUAUAGUAAAAUUGAAUGCUACCAAUCAAAUAUGAGCUGGGCUUGUUCUACUUAUAAAAAAAAAUAAUGGUGCUGCAGGGAAAAUUAAUUGUAUUAUAUGAAAAAUGUGACAAUAAAUUACUAAUUAUUUUA